This is a messenger RNA of Budorcas taxicolor (takin), 594 nucleotides long. RefSeq names its product NKG2-A/NKG2-B type II integral membrane protein-like. Gene Ontology annotation, biological process: positive regulation of natural killer cell mediated cytotoxicity; stimulatory C-type lectin receptor signaling pathway. NCBI's taxonomy places the organism in Eukaryota, Metazoa, Chordata, Mammalia, Artiodactyla, Bovidae. The record is from RefSeq and is a predicted model, not a curated record. Bases 1 to 594 code for a protein of 197 amino acids. The transcript is spliced from 6 exons.
AUGAAGAACCAAAAGGAAAACUACUCAGAACCGAGUCUGGUUAAGGAUACCAGGAGACAGCAUAUGAGAGAUUCACCAUCAGCUCGAGAGAAGCUCAUUGUUGUGAUCCUGGGAAUCAUCUGUUUUGUCUUGAUGUAUACGAUAGUGAGAGUGGUAACUUUUAUUCCACGUACCCAAAUAUCAGAACAGAAUAAGUCCUCUCUGGUAACAAAGCUCCAUAAAGAAUUUCAUUGUGGUUGUUGUCCAAAGGAGUGGUUUACAUAUUCCAACAAUUGUUAUUCUAUUAGUUUGGAAAAAGAAACAUUGAAUGGGAGUUUGAUGUCCUGCACUACUAAGAAUUCUACUCUGCUUUACAUAGAUAGUGAAGAGGAAAUGAAAUUUCUGACGUCCCUGCCAACUAUAUCAUGGAUUCCAGUCUUUCGUGAAGGUCGUGGUCAUGCAUGGAAGUGGCGAAAUGGUUCAAUUUUCAAACUAAAGAUAACAGACCAUACACCUGGUGAACGUAACUGUGCUAUACUAUCCUCGAGGGGCAUAAAAGCAGAAAGCUGUCAGAUUCCAAACACAUAUAAUUGCAAGCAUAAGCUUGAGAAUUAA